Molecule: messenger RNA, 2225 nt
Organism: Nicrophorus vespilloides
Lineage: Eukaryota; Metazoa; Arthropoda; Insecta; Coleoptera; Silphidae
Gene: hpo
Product: serine/threonine-protein kinase 3
Exons: 6
Coding region: 278-1783 (501 amino acids)
Biological process (GO): protein phosphorylation; intracellular signal transduction; protein tetramerization
Cellular component (GO): cytoplasm
Molecular function (GO): ATP binding; protein serine/threonine kinase activity
Source: RefSeq, a predicted model, not a curated record
UGUUAUAUAUUUAAAUAGUAGAAGUAAUUCAUGGUGUUGUUUUACUGUAUGCAAUCUACUAUGCACGGUUGUGUGUUAAGUGGUAUAAAAUUGGUGGUUGAUAUUGAAUAUAGUUGCGUUUCGCGCAGAUGUAAUGGGUUGAAAUUGCUAAUGUCACUGGGUGUCCAUUGUGUUUGGUACUGGUGUGAUAUGAGUUUGUGAUUAAAAAGUGAUCCCCCAAAGAUGAUAGACUCGCUCUCGUCGUUUAGAUAUCUCUGACGUCUGAAAAUCGUGCAAAAUGUCUUCCAAAAGCGAGUUGAAGAAGCUGUCUGAGGAGAGCCUUACCAGACAGCCGGAGGAAGUAUUCGAUAUAUUAUGUAAACUGGGGGAGGGCUCCUAUGGCAGUGUCUAUAAGGCACUUCAUAAGGAAUCAGGACAAGUAUUAGCCAUAAAACAAGUACCUGUGGACACUGAUCUUCAAGAAAUCAUCAAGGAAAUCUCUAUAAUGCAACAGUGUGACAGCCCAUAUGUUGUGAAGUAUUAUGGUAGUUAUUUCAAAAACACAGAUCUGUGGAUUGUGAUGGAAUAUUGUGGAGCUGGAUCUGUAUCUGAUAUUAUGAGACUGCGUAAGAAGACGCUGUCUGAGGACGAAAUUGCUACUAUUUUAUGUGAUACCCUUAAGGGACUGGAGUAUUUGCAUUUAAGACGGAAAAUACAUCGAGACAUUAAGGCUGGAAAUAUACUUCUGAAUUCAGAAGGACAUGCGAAACUUGCCGACUUUGGAGUUGCUGGCCAAUUGACUGAUACCAUGGCCAAGCGGAAUACAGUCAUAGGUACUCCUUUCUGGAUGGCGCCCGAGGUCAUUCAAGAAAUAGGGUAUGACUGCGUUGCAGACAUAUGGAGCUUAGGUAUAACAGCACUCGAGAUGGCCGAAGGGAAACCGCCUUACGGAGAGAUACAUCCCAUGAGAGCGAUAUUCAUGAUACCGACAAAACCGCCACCGUCAUUCAGAGAGCCAGAUAUUUGGAGUCCUGAAUUCAUAGAUUUUGUGAGCAUAUGUCUGGUUAAGAACCCAGAAGAACGAGCUACCGCUUCCACACUGUUACAGCAUGUCUUUAUCGGUAAUGCUAAGCAACCAAGUAUUCUAAGUCAAAUGAUUUCCGAAGCACAGCAGAUUAGAAAAAACCAAAACCACAGAACGAUUAUGCUUCCAAAUUCAGGGGGUAUAAAACCAAACAUCAUUGAAGACUCAGACGAAGAUGUGGCUUUAGGGAACCAAACAAUGGUUCAAUGUGUUGACGAAGGCACUCUAGUCCCAGGCACUUUAGUCUCUAUGUCUCAGAGCGGUACCCUCGUCGAAUUAGAGUCCGAACUCGGUACCAUGGUCAUAAAUAACGUGGACGAUCAAACCAUGAAGAGGCAUGACACCGGAUCCGAAAGACCAUAUUUCAUGAGGCACUUCGAUAAGAAGGAGGCCGAAGUGAAGCAAGAGAACAACACUCGUUUGGAAAAUACCGACGAUAACAAUGAGGACCACAGAUUCCAAAGUCAUUAUCACUUACAGCUAAACCAGGCGCCGCCUCCACAGCAUGUACCAGCCGAGACCAAUUUCCAAAGACCAUUGUCCGAUGGUGAUUUCGAAUAUUUGAAGUUUUUGUCCUAUGAGGAGCUUCAGCAAAGAAUGGCCACCUUAGAUGCCGAGAUGGAAAGGGAGAUAGAUGAGUUAAGAAGAAGGUAUCAAACUAAAAGACAACCGAUAUUAGAUGCCAUGGAUACGAAACGGAAACGCCAGCAGAACUUUUAAAUUUUUUCAGAAACAUGCAUUAGAAUCAUAUUUGGUGCUCAAGCAGAAAGAGAAGAAAAAAAAACGAAAAAGUUAUUAUUCAUGUUCUUUAAUACUAUUAUUAUUAUUUCAUUCUAUAUUUUCGUUCGCUUAUUUGAUAUAUAUUAUUUUUUUUGUUGAGCCAAAUAUUGGGAGGUCUGGGAUGUGUGUAUAUAUACCUAUAGAUAUAUACAAACACUCCGUGUUCCUAUACCUAUGAAGUACUUAAACAUUUAUUUGGCCUAUGUUUAUUGCUUUAAAGAUUUACGUGUUUUCCUCUAUUCAUUAAUCUUCCUUUUAUCAUAUUUAUACUUAAUUAUUACUUUUUUUCUGUGUGAAAGGACGGAUAUGAUUGCCCUUAGCAAUUUGAGACUAGCGCCCAUUUCUCUCCCUUUUUUCAAACAGAAAAUAUUCCGACAUAGAG